CAUGAGCCCAACAAUGGGUGCGAGGAGCUGGGCCCCUCGGACCGUGGCCUGCCCGUCGCUGGUGCACCUCUCAGAAGAUGGUCUCAAAGAUACAGCUUCUCGUGGACUCCUAGAGCACGCCAGUCUGAGGAUGUUGUCUAUGAUCCAUGGAAGCCUCUCAUCCCUACACUUCAACGCAACCACGGUUCAACUUCCUCCUCUGGCUCUUUCCAGAGCACUAUAUCCCAGGAGAAGGUGGCCAAGCCCUAUGACUCGGAGACCGAGCUCCGCCGUGUUGCUCGCGAACUCUUGCGCCUGCAGAAGUGGUUGCUGCUCGGUGGCAUGCUCGCUACAAAUGGUGUCCUAAUCUGGGCCGGUCUCACAUACCACGAGUACUACUACAUCUUCCUUCCCUUUCUCUGUCUCAACACAUUCACUCAAGUAUUCUUUGCGGUCUGCAUCACCAUCUCUGCCGCCUACACCUCUGGGAAGCGGUGGCUUCUCAACAUCCAGGACGAGUGUCCCGAGAAUCCCGAGAAGAUUGUCAUGCUCCUGCCCUGCUACAACGAGGACCGCACAGAGGUCGGCAACUCCCUCGAGUCUCUGACAAAGCAGAUCAAGAUCGGCCACCACCCACGGCUUAUCUUUGUGGUCGUGGACGGACAGGCCAAGGCUCCCGGCGAACCGAAGUCCACGCAGGACUUCCUGCUCGACGACAUGUUCGCCGGCGGCACGCGGGUUGAGUUUGAGAACGGCUACUGCGCGCGUGACGGUUUCUACAUGCCCGUCAAGCUUCAGCACGGUCUGUAUAAGGGCGUGCCAUAUCUCGUCGUGGGCAAGCGCUACAACCAGGGCAAGCGUGACAGCUUGUGCUUCGCGCGAUCUUUCUUGUGGCACUACAAGAACCGGUCUGAGGAGCUGCCGACCAUCUUCAACCCGGAGUUGUUCGACUAUAUCGGCUCGGUCUUCACUGACUAUGGGCUUGACACUGUCGAUUACCUCUGUGGAAUGGACGGCGACACUGAGUUUGAUGUGGACUGUGUAUAUGAGCUGGUCAAGGAGAUGAGGCGCGGUGGCCCCAACGUUGUGGGAGUCUGCGGUGCUGUCUUGGUAAAGUUUGAUGAGAAGCCCUGGGGUCUCUGGAAUCUGCUACAAAACACCGAGUACAAAAUGACACAAGGUUUGAGGCGACAAUUCCAGUCCAGAGUUUCUGGAAAAGUCAAUUGUCUGCCAGGUUGCUGUCAGCUCAUCCGCAUUGAAGAAGCCACCUUUGGUGACGUCGUACUAAGGAAGCGCUUUGGCUACGUCCCAUCGCCAAACGACACCUUGACAACGCAAAUCAUGGGAGUCUACUCCGAGGAUUCCAUCCACGCGAGUAUCAUCUUCUCCAACUUCCCCGAGUCCCAGACCAGACAAGCUCUCAGGGCUCGAGCAUACACAACUGCCCCGCAAUCCUGGCCGGUAUACCUGUCUCAGCGCAAGAGAUGGGCCCUGGGAAGCAAGUCCAACGAGUUUGUCAUGAUCUUCCGCCCAGGCAUCCUCUGGAUCGAGCGCAUCUGCUCUCUGAUCACAGUCAUCACCUGGUGGAUCGGUCCUUUUGUCCUCACUGCCGUCUUCACUCUUUUCAUUGCGCUCGGCCGGAUCGGUCUCAAGCUCUUCGACCACAACGUGACACUGGGCCUUCUCUGUGUUCUGUUAUUCCGUUAUGUCUGGUCCUUCCUGAUCGUCACCUGGUUCCCCCACAACACAAUCUCCCGCAUCCGCUUUGUCGUCGGCUUCUUUGUCUACCUCGUCGCCUCGCCAUUCAUGAACGUCAUCAUCAUGUUUUACUCCCUCUUCUUCUGCGACGAGAUCAGCUGGGGUAAGACACGCGCCGUCGCUGAAGACGACGUGGAAGCUCUGCCGCCGACUGGUUUCAAGUCGCACUGAGCCCUAUCCUUCUCGUACAACAGUCUGUCGCCAGGUUUGCGAAGUAUUACAUUGGGCAAAUGACUGGCGGAUCUGGCGGAUCUGUAUAUUUGAACACGCACAAAAGGUUGUACUUGUACAUGAUAAAAGUUUUGCAAUUCGUACAUAUUGGGUCUGUACGUAAACCACGUCGUACUCUAAGUCCAUCAAAAGAAAAGUCCUCUCUCUCAAGUAUCUCCGUGAUAAAGCUACGCGUCUGUUGCUCCAGCCCACUGCCGAGAUCGUAUUUUCCCGACAUGUCCACUGCUCGUUCUGAGUCUCUGGCGCACCAGUAUAAGCGUUGUCUCCUUGAAACCUCCUUGGCACUCCUACUCGACAGCCUCCCUACGAUUCCCGCGAUAGCAGAU
Microdochium trichocladiopsis is the source of this 2294-nucleotide messenger RNA. RefSeq names its product chitin synthase-domain-containing protein. The transcript has 5 exons. Gene Ontology annotation, molecular function: chitin synthase activity. The record is from RefSeq and is a predicted model, not a curated record. The coding region runs from base 322 to 1908 and encodes 528 amino acids. NCBI's taxonomy places the organism in Eukaryota, Fungi, Ascomycota, Sordariomycetes, Xylariales, Microdochiaceae. Gene Ontology annotation, cellular component: cell septum; cell periphery.